Messenger RNA from Herpailurus yagouaroundi (jaguarundi), 4967 nucleotides. It is a transcript of the gene AKAP5, whose product is annotated as A-kinase anchoring protein 5. The transcript has 2 exons. Bases 2101 to 3390 code for a protein of 429 amino acids. Gene Ontology annotation, cellular component: dendritic spine; plasma membrane; postsynaptic density. Gene Ontology annotation, biological process: positive regulation of adenylate cyclase activity. Gene Ontology annotation, molecular function: adenylate cyclase binding; beta-2 adrenergic receptor binding; protein kinase A regulatory subunit binding. Lineage: Eukaryota; Metazoa; Chordata; Mammalia; Carnivora; Felidae. The record is from RefSeq and is a predicted model, not a curated record.
AAUAAAUAAAUAAAUAAAUAAAUAAAUAACUGCAGGCUAAUUGAAGGACCUAAAUUCAAGACCUGCAGAAGCAUUAGUGCUCGGAGUACAUAUUAUAUGUUGCCAGACAAAGUCCAGUGUCCUUACCUUGGAGCGAGGAGCCCUUCCAGAUCACUGGCCUCCCCUGUUCUUAACCCGUUUCCGGGCCACUGAUGCUUUCCCUCCCCCUAUUUGUAAUGUUACUGAUGAACAGAGCGGACCUUCUCUAUUCUGUACUUCAGAGGCUGUCGCCAUGCACUGAAGAUGUUCGUAGUGACACUCCAUUCAGAAGAGGCAGCACGCAUGUACUGUCAAGUAAAGCAGAUUACAACAGAACUCCCGUUGAGUUUGUGUUCACUGGUACAACCGGACGGUGCCCCGAAACAGAUAAAAGUACCAGAGAACACGAGCCACAAGUUCGUUUAAUGGUGUACCAGGGAAGAGGGUGGUGGGCUGAUUCCCAGAAGGUCUCUCAAAUGUAUGUAAGAAUUACUGCUAAGGAGUUCUAAGCCAUUUUUGGUAGCUACAGGCCCAGGCCCGGGGGAUGAGGGCCAGAAUGGGAGAAACGGUAGGACCAGUUGAGAUCAGGUAAAGAGGAGUUCAGAUAAACAAGCAAACUAUGCUAUUGGCACGCUAUGGCUGGUGAUAUUGACAAGAUAAGCUGUAGGAAGGAUAAUUUCUCAUCAGAUUGGAGAAAUCUAUUUAUAGCCUGUUUCUCAUAUAAUGAAAAGCUACUAAUGGAGUAGCAGACAACGAUAUGGGUAAUAUCUUACUGUCACUUAAGUGAGUUCAGGGAUGACGGGUUUCUUUCAUGCAUGAAGUACUGAAUACUUUUCUUAAAAUUCAGAUAUGGCAUCAGUUUGUAGUCCUAUCCUAAAGAAAAAUCACAGUGCAGUAUUUUAUUUAUAGUACUAUAUUCUUUGUGUGUGUGUGUGUGUGUGUGUGCACGCGCACAUGUGGUACAGGUUGGGGAUGAGUUAUUUGAAAUAUACCUUAAAGAAAUCUUCCCUUCAAAUACAAAAUCAAUUUACCUCAACCUUUUACCAGUUCCCUUCCACUAGUCUUUUUUUUUUUUUUCAAGAAAAGUAAGUGAUAAAAGAUCUACAAGUCAUUAAAGUGGAUUUUGUUGUUUUUAACCUGUCCCUUGUUUUAUUUCCAACUCCUGCCUAAUAAGACAGCUCUCCUACCUGUCUUCAUCUGGAUAAGCUCAUCUUAUUUUUGCCUGAAAUUGUUGUAAAUGCCUAUGUCUAGUAGAUUUGGGGAAAUUUGGAUCUCAAUGAGUAAUAGCAUCUCAGUUGUUUAUGAGUGCCAUGGAUUUCUUUUGGCUUGUUUAAAGUUCAAAAGUGUCAGCAAGGUUAACAACCCAUCUGGGAAUAUAAACGGCAUUUUCACAGGCUGGUGUGGCUGUCUGCACAAAGAUAAACUGAAUUCCUAAUUACCACUAAAGUAGAUGCUAAUGGAUUUUCCUGUUUUACAGCUUUCAUCUCUAACUUUACCUGUAAGUUUAAGACCCCGACAACUUAGAUUCGGCUUUGCUGUUGGGUCCUCGUGUUUCUUUCUUAUGUCUCAGUGACAGCUACAGAAUCUCACAAAGGUAAAACGUAUUUCUGGAAAAACAUCCAAAAGCAGACACCAGAUUUAUUUCCGUGAAGAUCAGAAUCCUGUCAAAGAAUGGAGGUAGUAAGUACAAGCGCUGUUUGGUAAUUCUUUGCUCCGCCUGAACAGGUUCUUCAUCUGGACGGUGUCCCGGGGAGGGCCCCUGAGGAGCCCAGAACUGUAACCCCGGGAGGACCUCACUGCUGGAACUCCCAGGAAUGCCUGGGUUGAUCCUUAAAUAAAAUAAAAAUCUAUCCCGUAAAGGGCUUUCAUGAAGAAAUUAAAGAGAGGAAAUUACAAGUAAUAGAGAAACUAGGAGUUGUACACUGGAGAAGCCACCUAAAAUAACUGGAGUAAGACAAAACGAGUGAAUACAUCUGGAAGAAAUUUUAUUUAGUAUGGUAUUUUUGCCCACUUUUUGGUCAUAAAGGCCGCUAAGGAAGAAAGAAUAUAGUUUUCUAGAGAAAGAACGAGUGUAAUGUAAAAAUGGAAGCCACAGUUUCUGAAAUUCAAGUCGAAAGCAAGGAUGAGAAGAGACCAACAGAAGUCAGUCCUCAAGACGAGCGGCAGGAGGAAAAAGCAUCAGUGCUUUGCUUCAAGAGAAGAAAGAAAGCAGCCAAAGAGAUGAAGCCCAAAGCUAGCUCUAAAGCUGCUGGUGCAGCAAGAACGGGUCCCCCAGAGGCGGGAGCUUCUGAUCAGCCCCAGGCCCCAGUGGGGGCCUGGGCGUCAAUCAAACGUCUUGUAACACACAGGAAAAGGUCAGAAGCUUCAAAGCAGCAAAAGCCCUUUGAGGCUAAAGUGCAACCUGAAAUCAGUGCCGAGGAUGCUGAUCUUUCUAGGAAAAAGGCAAAAUCCAGACUCAAGAUUCCCUGCAUAAAAUUCUCAAAAGGAGAGAAAAGAAGUAAUCAUUCCAAAAUUAUAGAAGACUCCGACUGCAGCCUCAGAGUCCAGGGAGAGGCUGAACGUUUGGAUACGGAAGCUCCGACCCAAUCCGACGAGCAGGCAACCACGCCCAAGUUGCCCCAGGAUGUGAGUAAAGCUGUCUCACAGAAAGGGGGCGAUGAGGUCUGUGAGCCAAACGGGAGCCACAGCACAAUGGCACCUGGGGAAAAAGUGAUUGCAGUAGAACUUGGGUUAGACACGGGGCAUUCUGCCAUUCACACAGGAACUCUAGUCAUUGAACGAGAUACUGAAACAACUGAGGAAAAACAAAGCGUUCAACCCCAGGAAGCAAGCCCACUUGAAACUUCAGAAACACAACAGCAACCCCCUUUGGUUUCUGAUGUUCCUCCCUCACCUGCAGUCCCAGAUCAGCAAAUUGUGGAAGAAGCCAAAAGCAAUAUCCUAGAAAGUGGACCAAAUUGGAAACAGCACGAAAGUGGAGAGAUUGUUGCUGAAGAGAGUGAGCCAAAAGAUACUGAACUGAGCCAGGAAUCAGAGCUUAGAGGAAAUGAGGUCACUGCAGAGAAACCAAAACCAGAAGAAAGCAAAAGAAUGGAGCCAAUUGCUAUUAUUAUUACAGACACUGAAAUCAGUGAAUUUGAUGUUAAGAAAUCUAAAAAUGUCCCUAAGCAAUUCUUAAUUUCAAUUGAAAACGAGCAAAUAGGGGUUUUUGCUAAUGAUAGUGGUUUUGAGGGUAGAACUUCAGAACAAUACGAAACACUCUUAAAAGAAACGGCUUCUUCUCUUGUCAAGAAUGCUAUUCAGUUGUCUAUAGAACAGCUGAUUAAUGAAAUGGCCUCUGAUGAUAAUAAAAUAAACAAUCUUCUGCAGUGACUUAAUUUCCAAAUCAUGGGAGGAAAAGAAAAAAAAAGCUUAAUGCUGAAUUAUUUUACAUACUUGCGGCAUUUCUUUUUCAGUAACAAAUGAGGGAUUUAUCAUCUGUGGAAUUUAAAGGUACAGUUCCAAUCCAGAAGUGCUAAAGAAUUACGUUUAUAAAACCCUUUCUCCCCCUGAGAUGUAGUCACUUCUGGAUCAGAGGAAGCCCAUACAGAUUGCAAUGCACAGUGACAUACAGGGAGGUGUGAAAAUGACAUGUGGAGAUUGGGGUACUUGGGGGAAGGAAGCUGUAUUAAUUGAGCACUUAUGGGAUGACAUAAACUCUUUACUGUUCUCUGAUGUCACAAAGCCUGGUUUCCUUUUGAUAGUUCGAUCCUGUGUAUAGGUUAACAUCACAUUCGAUUUUCAAAGCUUCCCCCCCCCCCACAGUGCACUUUUAUGUUUAAAAUGGUGAAGAAGGUGAGCUAUUUUUGUCAAUGUGUGAUUUAUAGUUGUUACACUCAUAGGCAGUAGUCUUACCUCAAAAAAAUAUUGCCUUUUCUUAGUUUCAGCAGAAUGUGCAUAUUUGAAUUAAACAUGAGUGUUUUUCUAGUCCUGCUUAAAUACUGUACACAAGCCAUUCACAAUUUACUUCAGACAGACAAAUAAUUACCAAGUGCAAAGGUGUAGAAACAGGCAGGGCAUCUUCGCUCUCCAUCUUCUGCCUCCAGCAGACCUGUAUAAAUCCAUUUCUGCAUGGGGUCGUCUACUGAAAAGCUUAAAAACAAAACCUGAAAAGCUAAGCAACAGCAACAGUAGCAACAAAAAGUGAGAUCAUUGUUUUCCAUCCAGGGGAAGGCAAACUGCCCGAGUAACCAAUUAUCACAGAUAACAUAGGAUUCAUCUUGCAGGAUUGCUUCUCUAGAGCCCGUAUUCAUCAACCUCUCCUCAAAGAGGGAACGUGAAUUCAAAGCCUGCCUGGCAGUGAAAGUACUAGGAAAUCAUAAUAACCUGGUGAAAAUAUUGUCCAUUCUUGACCAAGAAGGAGCCAAGUACAUAGUUGAAUAGAAAAAGUAAAAAGUUACUGCUAAAGCACAUUGUAUUUUAAAUGUCAGUAUUCUCUCAUUGUGCCUCUGUGUCGAGAUACCAGUAACAAACAUUUUACAUGGAUUUUGAAAAAUAACUUUUUCAUCAGUAUUUCCAGUCCAGCUAAUCCCUUACAGAAAAAAAUGAACUUAAUGUAACCAUAAGGGCUUAUUUGCAUUUUAUUCGGUUAUUUAAAUCAUCAAUCUCAUUAAUAAUUACCAUAUUUUUUGAAAAAGUAAUUACAUUUCAAUCUUUCCUUGUGUGAAAUGGCCAUAAUACUACAAUACACUUCCCUACCUCACAGGUAAAGGUUCAAACUGUAGAGUCCCCCAAUGUCUAAGUGGCGGCAUUACUCUGAAAGUGGAUGAAGUAUGAAGAGCUCUCCAUUUGAGUUGUAAGGUAUUUGUUAAAGAAUAUUUGUACGUUCUUGGGGAAAAGAGUGUACAUUGGAUGAUUGUAAAUGAUCUAGGUGACUUCCAGCAUUAUUACGUAUAGAAAGUAUGUGCUAA